Molecule: messenger RNA, 1206 nt
Organism: Effrenium voratum
Lineage: Eukaryota; Dinophyceae; Suessiales; Symbiodiniaceae
Source: the annotation of a GenBank genome assembly
AUGUCGGGCGAGCUUGACGGGAAGGGCGUGCAGAAGGGUGCCACGGAGAAGGGCAAGAAAGGCAUGCUGACGGGCGCGAAGGGCGGUGAGAAGGGCAAGAAGGGCUCCGAGAAGGGCGAAGAGAAAGGCGUGCUGGGCGUGCCCGUGGGUGAUGCGAAGGGCGACAAGGGCAAGAAGGGCUUCGAGAAGGGCGCACAGGCCGUGGUUGUUGUGGAGGACAGCAAGGGCGGCGGGAAGGGCAAGAAGGGCUUUGAGAAGGGGAAGGCCGCGGACGUGGUCAUGGAUGAUGCGAAGGGCGGCGAGAAGGGCAAGAAGGGCUUCGGGAAGGGUGGUGAGAAGGGCGUGGUUGCGAAGGGCGGCGAGAAGGGCAAGAAGGGCUUCGAGAAGGGUGCGCUGGACGCGGUCAUGAACGAUGCGAAGGGCGAUGAGAAGGGCAAGAAGGGCUUCGAGAAGGGUGCGCUGGACGCGGUCAUGAACGAUGCGAAGGGCGAUGAGAAGGGCAAGAAGGGCUUCGAGAAGGGUGCGCUGGACGCGGUCAUGAACGAUGCGAAGGGCGAUGAGAAGGGCAAGAAGGGCUUCGAGAAGGGUGUUCUUGUGAAGGCUAUGCCUCUCAGGCCGAAGGGUGCGGAGAAGGGCGCGCCGAAGGGCAAGAUCGAGAAGAAGGCCAUGCCGUUGGGCGCAAGUCCGAUGCUUGCGGAGAAGGGCGCGAGCAAGGGCUUCGACGCGGCCAAGGGUGCGCAGAAGGGCGCGGAGCAGGACAGCACGAAGAGGGGCGUGAAGAAGGAGAUGCUUGAGCGCGACAGCGCGAAGGGCGUGCAGAAGGGCGUCGAGACGGGCAUGAAGGGUGCGCAGGGCAGCGCGCCGAAGUUCGCUGAGACCACACACGCGCCGAAGGGCGGCAAGGACGAUGUGAAGAUCGCAGUGUCUCGAGGCAAGGGCUACGCGCAUGCGGUGGCCAUGGACGACAGCGACACGAAGGAGGUCACGCAGUGGUGGACGCCAGGCGAGAAGCAGCAGGAGGCGGAGAGCGGGUGGUGGAACAGUGGCUGGUCCUCGUCAGAAACGCCGUGGAGCACUCGUGAGUGGCAACAGCCGGAUGAGGGCGGCCGCGCCAUCAAGAUUGGCAAGGGCAAGCCUACGAAGCGCAAGUUGGACUUUGACCCCGACGAGGACACGCAAACAUCGGCUCCCUCGCAAAGAUCUUAG